AUGGAUGGCGACCGAAGUGUGGAGGGGGAUGUGGAUUUAGAAACGAAGAAGGCUGAGGAGGAGGAUGCUGAGAAGGAGCAGGAAGUAGAGGAGAAGGCUAAGCGGGAUGAUGGUAAUAAGUUAGAAAGCAAAGAAGAUGAGAAGCGCGGUGCUGACCAGGAAAAAAUGGAGGAUGUUGAGAAUGAGCAAAGCAAGAGGCAGGUUUUAGAAAUGAAGAAGGCUGAGGAGGAGGGUACUGAGAAUGAGAAGGAGCACAGCAAGGGGCAGGAAGUAGAGAAGGAGAAGUUAGAAGAGGAGAGGGCUGAGAAGCGGGAUGGUAAUAAGUCUGAAAGCAAAGAGGAUAAGAAGAGCAGACCUGACAAGAAGGUCAAAGCAAGGUAA
Messenger RNA from Panicum virgatum (switchgrass), 381 nucleotides. RefSeq names its product nucleolar protein 12-like. The transcript has a single exon. Bases 1 to 381 code for a protein of 126 amino acids. The record is from RefSeq and is a predicted model, not a curated record. NCBI's taxonomy places the organism in Eukaryota, Viridiplantae, Streptophyta, Magnoliopsida, Poales, Poaceae.